CAGGCCGUGAGCCGCGUCGCCAGUGGCACGCAGGCCCCAGUGGCAGGAAGGGGCUCACAGUGUGGUGCUCAGGGCGGGCGUCGAGCUCGCCGAUUGGUACGACCCCGCGGCCAUGCCGGAGGAGCCCUUGGAACACGAACACCCCGGCGCGGCGCAUGCGGCGACCUCGGCGCCCUUCACCUGCGCGACGUGCGGCAAGGCGUACCGCCACCAGCCCAGCCUGUGGAAGCACCGGAAGUACGAGUGCGGACAAGUGCCGCGGUUCGCCUGCCCGCUGUGCCCGCACCGCGCCAAGCGCAAGCACCACCUGGUGUACCACCUGCAGGCCAGGCACGGCGGCAAGCCCGCGUAACAAGCCGCGUAGUGCCCCGAGAAGCUCUGUUUGACUAGGCUAGCGCGCCUUGCUGAAUAAAUGAAUGUUCCUCUUUUCCGGGAA
Molecule: messenger RNA, 436 nt
Organism: Thrips palmi
Lineage: Eukaryota; Metazoa; Arthropoda; Insecta; Thysanoptera; Thripidae
Product: longitudinals lacking protein, isoforms A/B/D/L-like
Exons: 2
Coding region: 113-352 (79 amino acids)
Source: RefSeq, a predicted model, not a curated record